CUGUCAGUAAAACAUUAAUAUGUCGACCAGUGCUAGUAAUUCACAAUUUCUCGUGGACAAAGUUGAAUAUUCACCCAAAUCUUUUUAUGAGAGUUUCAGUAAUCACUUGCCCAGGUUGGUGCAGGUCUCACGGGGUUACUAUGGGGAGGAACAGGUGCAAACCUAUGAACGAGGACAGAAACUGUUCAUAAGAAGGUUCGGUUCCCAAGAGAGGGUUGUGGCUACCGUACUGAACGGGCCCCGGUCUCUGAUCCACAAAAAGAUCAGCAUACCAGUGGAAUACAACGCUACCUUCUGUCUAAUUUCUAAUAAGAAAGGUGCCACAUGUAAGAAAUACAAACUACAUAGAGUACUUUCCAAGAAUAACGAUAAACUGCCCAUUGACGUCCUUUUUAUUCCGGAUAUGACAUCAGAACCUCCUGGAUCUAACUGGUUGACGAGCCCCACGGACCAACUGGUCCUGCGUCUGACUCGACGAUACCGGGAUACGUUUCUGCUUGGCCACGAUUUAUCAGGAGACAGAGUAACCUCCAUUAUCCAGAAGCUUCCCCUGUACCUUACAGAAAUGAGGAUAUCGUUAGUGGUGGGAAGAACGGGCUACGAAAAGCAGGAAUGGGACAAUUAUACCCACAACUUAAGUGAAAUUUGUGACACACAAAUAAAUUGUGACAAUUAUUUUGGAAAUCCGGACAUUGCUCUUUAUGACAACGACUCGGAGGACUUCGAUGCAACAGUUCGGGUACCAAACGUAUACUGUACACUACAUGACUGUCUCAGUGAAACCAAUGUAUACCAGACUCUUCAUGGCUUAAAACCCGAUUCCAGUCCAACCGAGGAAAAAUGCAACACCUAUGAAGUUAUAUCUAACUGUGACAGAGAGAAAGAAAUCAAGGUGCCACCUAAAAUUCCUCCCAAACCCAACACAAAGAAAUCUCUGUCAAUUCCAGAAGAACAAACUGCUCAAAAACCGAUUGCAGACGUCUCAAAAGAUGACGUCAGACCUCUUGUUCCUCGACGAAGCGACACAUCGGCCAAGGGAAAGGUACAGCGACAUAUUUCUACUUCGACGAAAGCUAAAAUCACCACUCCCUGUAAUGUCAGCAUUGAUGAGAAGGAUGGAACCACUCCAAAAUCAGAAGAAACGCCAAAAUUACCCCCCAGAGGUGGGGACUCUAGAGGAAAGAAUGUCAGGGGCAAUCCGCGUGUAGAAAAUACGAGAGUAAAUGUGAAGGGAAUGAGUUUGACAGAUGUGGGUGAAUUGUUAAAAGAACUUGGACUUGAAAAGUAUGUUCCCGUAUUUCAGGAAAAGUGGAUAGAUGGUGCAAUAUUGAGCGAACUUAAUACAGAUAUUUUACAUCAGGAAUGUGGUAUGGGCAAAAUUGAAGCUGUAAGGCUAAUGUCGUUUGUUCAAAAAGGGCAUAUACCAAGAUAGAAAUGUGCUGAACUUAUUGUACAGAAAAAAUGUAUUAUUUUGAAAAUCUAUUCUUGAAAAGGUGAACAAUUAUGAGGAAGAGCUGGUUCUUCCUGGUAAUACUAGUAAAUUAGAAUACGAGCACGAGUCAAACACAUUAUGUACAGUUUUCAAGGCCAAUCAAAGGUUCCUGAAAAUAAUAUUAUGAUAUGUACUUUUAAUAUCAACCGCUUGACUUUCAAUGCAUGGUCAUACUUUCGAUCUAUUUUCCCCACUUCCGGUCCUGGUACGUAUGUGGGCAUGCAACACACUUUGAAAAAUUAAGCACUUUGAAAAUUUAUUUCAAAGUGCGUUAAAAUUGUCGCACAGACGGACAUCCCGAUCACAAUACUAGUAUGCCUCCAUGCUUUUCAAGCAAUGAUAACGUACUCUUCAAGAAAGAGACGCAUAAAGUAGAAUUUUAUUGACACAUUGCACAUAAAGAUUAUUUAG
Messenger RNA from Saccostrea cuccullata (small rock oyster), 1903 nucleotides. RefSeq lists its product as uncharacterized. The record is from RefSeq and is a predicted model, not a curated record. Gene Ontology annotation, molecular function: protein binding. The transcript has 5 exons. The coding region runs from base 20 to 1432 and encodes 470 amino acids. Lineage: Eukaryota; Metazoa; Mollusca; Bivalvia; Ostreida; Ostreidae.